Camellia sinensis is the source of this 1099-nucleotide messenger RNA. Lineage: Eukaryota; Viridiplantae; Streptophyta; Magnoliopsida; Ericales; Theaceae. The record is from RefSeq and is a predicted model, not a curated record.
UUGAUGUUUUGCUGCAGAAAAAUCUACUUCUAUUCUUCUUGCCAAAGUCUGGUCAAGUUCUUGUUGUUUUGUUCAAUUCUAAUACUGAAACAACAACUAAGUUACAUAGGCCUACACAAAAGGCUGCCAUCUGGUAUCAGAGUUGUUGGUUUGUAGAAGCAAUAUCAGGUGCAAGGUGAAGAAAGAAAAUCCUUAAAACUCCAUGGAGGCCACAAUUCCAAUUUUUGAUGGUGAGAACUACGAGUUUUGGAAUGUGAAGAUGAAAACUAUAUUUCUAUCUAUGGAUUUGUGGGAUACGGAACAGAAUACGGUAUAGAAUAACCGGGGGAACCAAAAGGAGAAUGCUAAAGCGCUUUCUCUAAUCCAGCAAGGCGUCUCAGACUGGAUCUUUGAAAAAAUCAUGAAAGUUGAAACAGCGAAAGAAGCUUGGGACAUUCUUCUAAAGAAAUUUCAAAGAGCGGAAAGGCCAACUCUAUCUUUUAACAAAGCACUCGCAACGGUGAUAGUACCCGCGAACAUCUUAAAAUCGAAGCAAACCAAUUUGAUAGUGGCUACACUGAUAGCAACGGUGACCUUCGCAGCAGGUAUCACCAUGCCUGGUGGCUACGUUAAUGAUAACAAAGACCCGAACCAAGGAAUGGCAAUUCUAACAAGAAAAGCAGCUUUCAAAGCUUUUGUGAUAACAGAUACCAUUGCCCUGACAUUAUCCAGUUUUGCAGUGCUUAACCACCUCGUUACUAUGACUGACCACCCGAUUUUACUAAAGCAGCAACUUGCUUUAGCUUUUCUUUGUACUUCUAAUGCUAUGAUUGCAAUGUUGGUGGCAUUCAUUACAGGGACAUAUGCUGUGUUAGCAUCUUCAAGCCUUUCUAUUUUUGUUUGGGUAAUCCCUUCCAUUCUGUCGUUCAUGUAUCUGUUUUCCGGGAUGAUAUUUUUCCCUCUAUGGAUGUACCAAGACAUGCCAGGGCUCUGUAGUUUAUGAUUUGGGAUUUGCCGAUUUGAGCUCUGGUGAGUGCACCAAAUAUGUAUCAGUUUCAGUAAUUACGUAAAUAAAAUCUAUGCUUAUUGUUCCAUUGGCUUGCAAGUAAAAUAAAGAUAC